Molecule: messenger RNA, 702 nt
Organism: Armigeres subalbatus
Lineage: Eukaryota; Metazoa; Arthropoda; Insecta; Diptera; Culicidae
Exons: 2
Coding region: 67-702 (211 amino acids)
Molecular function (GO): N-acetyltransferase activity
Source: RefSeq, a predicted model, not a curated record
CAUACAGUGUUCAUUCAUAGGAAAAUACCCUGACAGGCCUUCUCGGGUGUUAGUUAAUGCACAACAAUGGGUUGGCAAAGACCUUCCGAACCGGCAAUCCCGACCGUUUGGUACACAUUCCAAGCACCGGACCCGGACAACGGUGACCAGUUGGCCAACUACCGAGUGGAAGAUCUGACCGAGGAUCGCUACGAGGACACCAUCCGGCACUAUACCAACAACUUCGUCGAUGAUGAGCCGCUUUGCGAGAACAAGCAAUUAUCGCAGGAUGAGCAGUCCCUGGCGGAGAUUACGUUCUUCUGGCGCUGGUGCUUCGAAAAACGGAUGACGAUCGUUUGCUACAAGGAGGGCUCGAACGAGAUUGUCGGAGCGAAUCUGUUGAACGUGAAACACGUUGAUGAUAAAGAAAAGUGGGAUAUGGUUCAGAGCAAAAAGAUUGUGGACCUUUUGCUGACAAACGAAUACAUGACGGACCAGUUCAACAUUUUCCAGAACUAUGGCGUUGAUCGAUAUUUGACGGCGUACGGGUUGGCUAUUAACCAUCGCUAUCGAGGUCGGGGGAUUGCCACAGAAAUUCUAAGAGCAAGGAUUCCACUUUGCCGGGCGUUUGGAAUUCGAGUAACGGCCACCAAUUUCACUGCCAUUGGAUCACAGAAAGCGGCCGCAAAGAUUGGAUUCAAAAACGAUUUCGAAGUGACGUAG